Haemorhous mexicanus (house finch) is the source of this 3157-nucleotide messenger RNA. RefSeq names its product jumonji domain containing 4 (gene JMJD4). The record is from RefSeq and is a predicted model, not a curated record. NCBI's taxonomy places the organism in Eukaryota, Metazoa, Chordata, Aves, Passeriformes, Fringillidae. The coding region runs from base 338 to 1615 and encodes 425 amino acids. The transcript is spliced from 7 exons. Gene Ontology annotation, cellular component: cytoplasm; nucleus. Gene Ontology annotation, biological process: protein hydroxylation; negative regulation of gene expression; positive regulation of translational termination. Gene Ontology annotation, molecular function: histone H4R3 demethylase activity; sequence-specific DNA binding.
ACCUCCCCCCCGGCCCCCACCCGCCCGACGCAGAGGUUCCGGCGGCGCCCGCCAUAGCCUUUCAUUGUCGCCGCCGACGCCGCCAUUCGCGCCGCGGGGCUGCCCCGAGGGGAGCGGGGGACGGAACCAGCUCUGACAAGAGGAAGAACCAUCCAUUAAAAACAUCCAGCUAUCCCAAAAUCCAUGGAAAAUCCAAAUUAUCCCAGCACUUUUUCCCCCUCAAUCUCCCCAUGAUUUCCCACACUUUUAAAGCCUCAAAUCCUGUUUUUAGCAGGGAUUUUUUGGGGGUGAAUUUUUCCAAAUUCCUUGGCUCAGCCAGGAAUUUUUUCCAGCCUGCAUGGACAGAGCAACCUUUGCCUGUUCCACUGCUUUUUUCCGGGAUUUUGGGAAUUCUUCUCCGGGUGCCCUCCCCGGGGGCCACGUGGAUUUCAUUGACAAAGCCGAUUCCUUCUCUUAUUCAGAUUUUUUCCGGGAUUAUCUCAUUCCCAACCAUCCCUGCGUUUUCUCGGCCAAAUUCACCGAGGAUUGGGGCAGCAGGAAAAACUGGGUGACGUGGGAUGGGAAACCCAACUUUGAGCAUCUCCUGCAGAACUUUGGAGAAGCCGUGGUGCCCGUUGCCAACUGCGAUGUCAAGGAAUACAAUUCCAACCCCAAGGAGCAGCUGCCCUUCAAGGAAUACGUGGAAUAUUGGCAGGAAUACAUCCGGAACGGCCACCGCUCCUCCCGGGGCUGCCUCUACCUCAAGGACUGGCACCUGAGCAGAGCUUUUCCAGAGCAGGAUGUUUACACCACUCCCGUCUAUUUUUCCUCGGAUUGGCUCAACGAAUAUUGGGAUGCCGUGGCCGUGGACGAUUUUCGGUUCGUCUACAUGGGACCCAAGGGAUCCUGGACGCCGUUCCACGCCGACGUCUUCCGCUCCUACAGCUGGUCGGCCAACGUCUGUGGCAGGAAGAGAUGGCUCCUGUAUCCUGCGGGGCAGGAGGAAUUCCUGAAGGAUCGCCACGGGAACCUCCCCUUUGACGUGACAGCUCCGGAUCUUCGGGAUAAGAGGAUUUAUCCGCGCUACAGCCAGAGCCAGCCCCCUCUGGAAAUCCUCCAGGAAGCCGGAGAGAUCGUCUUCAUUCCCAGCGGGUGGCACCACCAGGUUCAUAACCUGGAAGACACCAUCUCCAUCAACCACAACUGGGUCAACGGCUGCAACGUGGCCGUCAUGUGGUGCUUCCUGCAGGAUGAGCUGGCGGCCGUCCAGAGGGAGAUCAGCCAAUGGAAAGAUCCCAUGGAUGAUUGGCACCUCCAGUGCCAGCUGAUCAUGAAAUCCUGCACGGGCAUCGACUACAAGGAAUUCUACAACUUCCUCAAGGUCAUCGCGGAGAACCGGAUUUCCGUGCUGGAGAAGGGCCUGGAUGAGGAAUCCUCGUCCCAGAACAAUUCCAGAGCCGCCAUUUCCACCCUGGGAAUGCUGCACGCCGUCUUCGACCUGAAGAGGACGGUGAAGGUGCUGAGCUCGCUGAGCGCCAACGAGGAUUUCCGGAGGCUGGACCUGACCUCCCUGUCCCCCGCUCCGGAGGCGCUGCUCCAGCACCUGGAGUCGGCCAUCGACACCGCCCUGCUCUGAAUUCCCGCUUCUCCAGCUUCUCUCCAAAGGGUGGGAGGAGGCUCUUGGACAAGAGCUUUACUCCCAGCAGGAGGAGGGAGAAUGGAAGGAGGGAGAACGUUCCCAAAGUUCUGAGUGGUUUGGAGGAAUUAAGGGAAAAACCAUCCCAGCCAAAGGAAAAUCCCAAACUUCCUUAGGAUUCUGAGCCUCACUCAGGGAAAAAAUUCCCUGUGGAUCACCUGCUGUCGGAAUGAUGCGAAUUCCCUGUGCUUAAGCUCAGCUUUGUUAAAACCUCUCCUACUUCCAGGUGUAGCUCAGCUUUUCCAUCCUUUUUUAGGGGAUUCCAGCUGGUGGAUUCCAUGGAAGCCUGAGCUGGAGCCAGCACCUGGAGUCAGCCAUAGACACGGCCCUGCUCUGAAUUCCCACUUCUCCAGCUUUUUUCCAAAGGUUUGGAGGAAAUGGACUUGGACAGGAGCUUUACUCCAGUGGGAAGAAGAACAAUGGAAGGAGAACAUUUGGGAUGGAGGGAGAACAUUCCCAAAAUUCUGAGUGGUCUGGAGGAAUUAGGGAAGAAACCAUCCCAGCCAAAGGAAAAUCCCAAACUUCCUUAGGAUUCUGAGCAUCACUCAGGGGAAAAAAUUCCCUAUGGAUCACCUGCUGUCGGAAUGAUGCGAAUUCCCUGUGCUUAAGCUCAGCUUUGUUAAAACCUCUCCUACUUCCAGGUGCAGCUCAGCUUUUCCAUCCUUUUUUAGGGGAUUCCAGCUGAAUUCCAUGGAAGCCUGAGCUGGAGCCUGGAUUUGGGAAUGCUGAUUCUGUGUCUUCCAAAGUGGGAUUUCCAAAGCCGAGACGCUCAGGAUUAAAUGUAACUCAACUCCAAGCAAAACCUGCCUCGACUCAUCCCAAUAAAAAACAGGAAUGGGAAUGUGCUCCAGGAAUUCCAUGUUCCAUCCCAAGGCCCAGAAUUCCUUCCAGGAAAGAUCAGGAAAGUUCUGAGUGGUUUGGAGGAAUUUGGGGAAAAAAAACCCAUCCCAGCUGAAGGAAAAUCCAGAUUUUUUAGGAUUCUGAGCAGGCACUCAGGGAAAAAAUUCCUUGUGGAAUUUUUUUGUGGAUCCAGCACCUCCUGCACUCUUCCACAGCACAAUUCCCACCCAGAAUAUUCCCAGUGGAACCUCCCCCCUCCUGCUUUUCCUUGGAAAAAUCCAAACCCUGGAAGCACAAAUGGCUGCACACUGUUAUCUUCAGGCCUCGCUUGAAUUCUUCCCGAAUCCAAAGCCAAGAAAAACUUGGAAUUUUGGGAAGUUUUAGGAAGUCAAACUGAAAAUCCACCUCGUUUUCCUUGAAUUCCUUGGAAUUUUACCCCCCCCUGCACUUUGCAUGUCCUUUUCCAACAGGAAUUUUGCAUUUUUUCUUCCUUCCCAAUAACCUCAAGGAGCCGUUUUUCCUUCCUUUAGGAAAUUCCCGGAUUCUUGAAGAUGACAAAGAUGGGAAUAAGGAGCACGCAGAGCCUGGAAUCUUCAAAAUUCCAAGAGUUUUAUUUAAAUAAAAAUUCCUGGCAAACUUCCA